GACAUCAGCGCCGUGGAGAACACCGGCAGAACCACCGAGUUUAAAUAAACCAUAAUAAUCUGAUAUUCUUUAUUCACUUUAGGUGAAACCACACGCUGCGAGUGGAGGGAAGCAGAUCUUCAGCUUCUGUUGGUCAACAAUCCUCACAAAGGCCCCAUUGAGAGCCCGGCUAUUGUUGUUGUUGUUGUUGUUGUGUGUUUCUCUGACUCGGACCCGGAGGACACGGCCGACACGCCGGAGCGAUUCACAGCGUUUACAGGGAUUCAUUUCAUCCGUUUAGCUCGUCAGCAUCUGUGGUCAACGAGAGGCCCGAAGUACCCAGACCCAGAGACCGGGUCAGGAAGCACCUUCAGAGCAUCUGAAGGGUCCGUCUGCAGCAGCCGCCUCACUCCACCCCUCCAACAAGACCUCCACACAAGACCACAUCAAAGCCCAAUGGAAGGAACCAGAACUUUCCUCUGGAUGUUUCUGCUGCUCAGCCAGCUGCCGUCCUGUCAUACCGACGCAGACCGAAACCUGGUGACCGAGCAGCCGCAUUCCUACCCAACAAAAGACCGAGGUGGCGGCUGGACGCCGGCCACGGAGCGCGACGUUGCGACCACGGGCCACACAAACCCGCCCGACGCGGACACCAACGGCACUCGAGCCGACUGCUUGAUUGACACCGAGAUGGGUCUGGUCGCCGUCGGCUCGGCAGGGGGGCUGAUCGUCUGCCUGCUCGUGACCACCGUGGCGCUGGCGUGUCAGAUCCACGUCCUCCAGCGCCGGAUUCACGCCCCGCGAACCUCCCGGUCCAACAUGGACUUGGUGAGCGGCACGGGGUACUGGGGCGUCGACCGGCCGGAGGAGGGGGGACUGGUGGGGCCGUGCAACGCCGCCGUCAUGCUGGAGGAGGUGAGAGCCGACGGCGAGGUGGAGGCGGAGCUACGGGAGGCGAGGGGAGAGGCGCUGGAGCAAGUUGCCACGGCAACGGUCUACGAAGGGGAGCUCGGUCAGAUGCAGAGCUCCAGCUCCAGAGACUCCUGUCUGGAGAUGCCCAGGGAUCUGGAGGAUAUGCCCCUGGUGGUGUGAGGAGGAAACCCCACGAGGUCCCAGACACAAACCAGCUCAGUGUUUAACUCUGAGUUCUCCAGUUUAUUUCACCUCACAGAAUUUAACCAACAUUUUUUGUCAACUGGUGAUAUAAUAAAGGAUAUAUUAUUAUUAUUAUUAUAUUAACACCCAAGUUACUGAACCCACACCAAAAAAGAUAUAAUACAUAUUUCAUAAAACCAUCUUCUUUCACUCAAGCCAAAGUACUCAAAUAGACGAGCAAAAUAGUAAUUAUUAAAUUAUAAAAAUAUACUUUUAUCAUGCUAUCAGGAAGUUUACAAACUUAUUCAAUGUCAGUUUGAGACUCAGCUUAUUUAAUAGUUUUUUUACAUUUUGAUUAGUACCAAAAAGUAUUGUGUAUAUGUUUAUUCCACUUUUAAACUACUAUACUUUAUUUUAUAAACAUUUAAAAUAAAGUAUAUAAGUCCAUUUGCUAGAGAGCUUUGAUUCUGAUGGAAAAGCCUUUAAUGGCGUUUAUAAUAUGAAAUACUUAUUGUCAUGAGUUUGUUUAACCUUUAAACAUCUAAUUCCAGAUGUUAUGUAGUUUUACACACUUGCUCAACAUUUACUUUGAAAAUGCUUAAUUUGGCUAAAUGACAAAAUGAGCGUGAACAAUAAAUAAGUAAAUAAAGAGCUUUUCCUAGAACAGACUGAAGCCACGACGAGCCGUCUCAUAAUAAUAAUCCUUGUUGUGUUCGUGAUCUCUUGCAGACUAAUACUGUUCAUAAAUGAAACUGAGCUACAAUGUCGGGUUUUAAAUAAAUGGACGUUUGCAUCUCG
Messenger RNA from Cyclopterus lumpus (lumpfish), 1872 nucleotides. RefSeq lists its product as uncharacterized. The record is from RefSeq and is a predicted model, not a curated record. Lineage: Eukaryota; Metazoa; Chordata; Actinopteri; Perciformes; Cyclopteridae. The coding region runs from base 436 to 1071 and encodes 211 amino acids. The transcript is spliced from 3 exons.